Linum trigynum is the source of this 5137-nucleotide messenger RNA. Lineage: Eukaryota; Viridiplantae; Streptophyta; Magnoliopsida; Malpighiales; Linaceae. The record is from the annotation of a GenBank genome assembly.
ACAAACGUAUAAGCAAAUGAUAAAAUGUCAAUACCAGAUUGUUGAUCAAAUUCAUACCUUGCUCAAGUUCUUUGAUUUCCUCAAAUUUAUCUUCCUUAUCAAUUGAAAGAGUACUUGAUCGAGGAGGUGGAAUCCUUGCCAGACGGCGGAGAGAAAUCAUCAGAGAGAAAAAGGGUUGUUGAUUGUUUGGGUUUUUGUCGAGGAGGUGGAGAAAUCGUCGACAUCGAUCGAGGGAUUGGAAGACGCACAUGCACGAGGAAAGAAGACAUGAAUAGUGUUUAUGACUCAGUAUUAUUAAGACCGAGCCAGCGGAUCAAGAUAGGGUGCAUAACCAAAUAUGGACCUUUCAUUUAGAAAAUCCAGAUCUAAGGAUGAAGAAUUAAAGACCAUUUUUAUUUUUCCCAACUUUUUUAAUUGGCUCAUAUCUUUUUAGUUUUAACUCGGAUUUUAAUUUUUUUUUGCACAGAUGGAACGAGUUCAUCUUGCUCUACAAAAUGAGAUCAAUUUUCAAUUUUUUUGAGAAAAAAAAUUCUAGCCUCUCGGUACCAACUGCAUACCAUAUGGUAUUUUCUUCGUUUUAAUUCGUUUUUUAAAAGUUUGCACAGAAGGGACGAGUUCAUCAUGAUCUAUUGGAUCCACAAAUUUCUGGGUGAACAAAUUACAUGACAAAAAAAUACCACACAAUACCAUACAAUACCAUCCUGGUACGGGGUGGUAUAUUAUGUACACAAUGAUAAAAGUCGUAAAUGACAGUUAAUAUACUUCUACUAUCAUGUAUUCAACCAUCCUACAGUCUUGGUUUGUUCAUGUCACCCUGGUACGCUUUUCAAACCACAGGUAUGUUCUUAUUUCAAUACCAGUCAAUACCAUAUGGUAUAGACUGGUAAAAAAUGACUCAAUUUUUUUGUUCGAAAAAUAUAUCAAAGUGGAUAUCAUUUUGAAGAGCACAAUUAAUAUGAUCUAACUGUGCAAAAAAAAUUAAAUUUCAACUUAAAACGAGUGAGAAAUCGUCUUAAAAACUUUCCAGGAGAGAGGGAUGCAGAUGUCAUGCUGAUGUGGGCUGGUUACUCAUGGUUACUCACCAUAAGGUUACUGACCUGGUUCGUUCCCGAGCCGAGUCAGUCGGACCACUAAAACUGUCACCAGGCCUCAAAACCAGCUCGACAAAACAUUAAGCCGGAACGGCGUUUUGAAGCGGUCGAUGAACGGUCGAGACGAAGCGAUCACCUGGCUUUUUCAUUCCGGCCGAUGGGUUUAAUUAAAAAAAAUUGAAUUCUGAAAGGGGAAAAAACAUCGGUAAAGAAACCCUAACUCUAAUUCUUAUCUACUUCGUCUUCUUGCAAACUGAACAGAGAGAGGAUUGCGCCGCUUGCCCUCUUCCCUCCGAGAGUCCCUGUCGCCAUCACCACUCCCCAUCCCCGCUUCCCGUCGCCAUCGCCAGUCCCCAUAGCCGCUCCCCGCUCGUCGAUCUGGCUAGUUCGUCGUUGAUUUGGCCAGCGAACCCCCGACGAACCCAGGUCAGCCUCUCUUCGGCAAGCAAACUCCCGGCGAACCCCGCUUCCCUGCUCCGACCGGCGUCCGUCCUCCCGGCGCCUGCUCCUGCUCCGGCUGGCGCCACCUCCUCCCACUGACCUGCUCGGCUACUCGACAAGUCCCAUCUCCCAUUCCCUGCUCGACGCAACAUAGGUAUAUUUUGAUUCUCGGUUGUUUGUUUCUUCUAUUAUUGAAUGGCAAGAUCCCUUCUAAUUCAAUAUGAGAUAGGUGAUUUCAGGACUGAUUGGCAUGGAAUCGUGAUGUGUGUUUUUAAUAUCAAAUGUUUCUUUUGAUUUCAAUGUUUGAUUGGCAUGGAAUCGAGAAUGGCAAAUCUCACACAAAAUCCCAACCAUCCAUCAUUGAUUUGAGUUCCUUCUUCGCUCGUUGCUUUUCCUGCAGCUAGCAACUAGUGGUGAUGAAAUUGGACGUGGAGGUUUUGAGAUACCUCUCGAAGGAUGAUUUCAGAGUUCUUACUGCUGUAGAGAUGGGCAUGAGGAACCAUGAGAUUGUCCCUGCAGAAUUGAUUUCUCGGAUAGCUUCUCUUAAGCAUGGUGGCACUUAUAAAGUAUUGAAGAACUUGCUCAAGCAUAAAUUAGUGCACCAUGACUCCUCAAAAUAUGAUGGGUUCCGGCUUACCUAUCUUGGAUAUGAUUUCCUUGCAAUUAGAACUUUGGUCAAUCGAGGAGUCAUCACGUCUGUUGGCCGUCAAAUUGGGGUUGGAAAAGAGUCUGAUAUAUUUGAAGUGGCUACAGAGGAUGGUACAGUUUUGGCUAUGAAGUUGCACAGGCUUGGUAGAACUUCUUUUAGGGCUGUGAAAUCUAAACGUGAUUAUCUGAGACACAGAAAUAGUUUUAGCUGGCUCUAUUUGUCUCGACUCGCUGCACUCAAGGAGUUUGCUUUUAUGAAGGCUCUGGAAGAUCAUGGUUUUCCAGUUCCUAAAGCUGUGGAUUGUAAUAGACACUGUGUGAUUAUGUCCCUUGUUCAAGGCUAUUCACUUGUGCAAGUGAGGCAAUUGCAAAAUCCAGAAGUUGUCUUUGAAACAGUUCUUGGUCUUAUCGUUCGUUUGGCAGAACACGGGCUCAUUCAUUGUGACUUCAAUGAAUUUAAUAUUAUGAUUGAUGACGAUGAGAAGGUGACCAUGAUUGAUUUUCCCCAGAUGGUAUCCGUGUCUCAUCGGAACGCCCAAAUGUUCUUCGACCGUGAUGUUGGAUGCAUCUAUAAGUUCUUUGCUAAGAGGUACAACCUCUCUUUUCAGGAUGAUGCAGAUGAUAACAAUUAUGCACAGGCAGAAACUGAUGAAGCUGGCAGACCUUCGUUUUCCUCGAUUUCUAAGUCUUCUGGUUUUCUCGAUAAGGAACUUGCUGCUAGUGGAUUCACACGGAAGGAUCAAGAUGAUAUGGAGAAGUUCAUUGAAGGAGAUGCUGACAGCGAGGAAGAUGAGGGUGAAGAGCAUGUUUCAGAGACGAAUGAAACCAACAUCACAAACUUAGAUUCUUUGCAGAUAGAAGAUCAGGAAGAGCAAAUGAAUGAAGAGGAGGAAAAAGUUGUUGCGAAUCAAUUGAGUGAAAAGGCACAAAGCGAUGGCCUUGUAGCAAAAAAUGAUAAUUAUGAGGAAGACGAAGACAACGAGAAUGCAACAGAGAGUGAUGCAGAGCUGACCAAGAGGCUGAACAAGCACAAGAAGCGAGCAAUAGCAGCAGCCCGUGGAAGGCAAAGUCGAAUCUCCUCCAGAAAUUUAUACAAAGACAAGGGCGGUAGAUCCUCUCAGAGCUCCAAAGUUCAGAAGAACUUUGGUGGCUGGUAAAACCAAAGGCAUAGAAUCCAUUUGGAGGGUUUUAUAUACGGUUGUGUGGUUGGUUCUUUAGCCGCCUUGUGUCUGAAAGUUUUGAUAUAUAGGUGAGAGACCAAAUUAGAAGAGAGCUUGUUAUUACAAUGAGUUGGUGCGGUUGUGCUUUUCAUCGAGGUUUGUGAAAUCUUUCCGGGCAUCGAACUGAUCAGGUUAUUAUCGAGAUGUUCAUGGUGUGAUGCUCCUUGAACUGGAAAUGAAUUGAACUACCACGAGCUCCAAUCUAAUUUCCACCUACUCAACUCAUGGCACAGUAAUAUAUGAGCUUUCAAUCAUUUUAAAUCUGGGCUCCAAAUGUAUUUUUUUCUUUCUGAGCUUCCAAGGUUCACAAAGUUGUUUAUUUACUACGAGUAAUCAUUGGUACAUAAUACAUAUUGAUACCCGUGAGCUUUUCCAGCAGUGAACCCCUCUUACUAAACUUCCUUUCACAAACAGAAUUUAAAGUAGCCUAGCAACAUCAACCGCACCACAACAUAACAUGCCACACAUACACUUAUGUAAUGUGCUUCUUUCCCCCUCUUAAAGAAGUAGAAGGUGACUAUGAAGAAGGAUGACUACCCAUGUUGUGAUAUCUUUUUGAUACGAGCCAAACAGUUGUCUUUCGGUCGCGGGUGAGGCAAGUACUGUAUUGGACACUCUGGAUUCACAAGUUCCAACCUGCAACAAUAAUCUGAAAAUCAUUCAAAUCUCUAAAUCGCGAAUCAGAACAGUUACUGUUGGGAUCGAGUAAACACUUAGAUGAGGGAUAUGUUGCAAGUUGCACUACUUACUCAUAACCGACGAGGAUAUAGUGUAAAAAAGCAGCGAUUUCGAUCUUAGCAAAAUCAUUUCCAGGGCACAUAUGGCUUCCUGCUCCAAAUGGUGGGAAAGUACCCGCCUUUGGCUUCAGAUUCUACAUUUGAGAAACUUCAAUUAGUGUGAAUACGUAAUUCUAUUCGCCCUGCACUACAUCUCAGGUGUGACAAAUGUGCUUUUCAUCAUGUUAAUAUGGGAUUAUGAACUUACAUCCCAUCUGGAAGGGUAAAAUGCUCUUGGAUUUGGGUAUACCUCUGGGUCCAAACGCACACCCCAAAACCAAACUAGUGCCCUCCAACCCUUGGGAAUCGUAUAACCUGAGAGAGUACCAAAAAAAAAACGAUUUACAUUUUCUCAAGCACACAAUGAUUUGUUCAAAUACGACGUUCUGGAGAUUGAUCAAAGAUUAAUCCGACCCAUCAAUAGACUCACCGCACGUAUCUACGUCUGUUUUCGCUUCUUUAAAUACUAGGGGUGGCUAUACGGUCCAGUCCGGUUAAAUUGACCCAAAUUGAUCCGGUCCAGUCCGGUCUUUUUGAAAAUAUAAGGACCAAAGAUUGGAUUGGAUACAGUCCGGUCUUGAUCCAGUCUGGUCUUGACCCGGUCCGGUCCCAAUUCGGUCUUGAUUUUAUAUUGAGCUUGUGGAAAUUUGAGUGGCCUUAGGCCUGAAAGGGUAAGGAGUUGGUUAAGUUUUGUACUAAGUGCAAAAGUUUGUGACCGUUUAUGCAAAUUACCCUUAAGUUUUGGGUGUUGAGCUCUCUUAUCGGGACUGUGAUCCGGUCCCGAACGGGUUUUUACCUCAAAUCUAAGCCCAAAGAUUGGAUGGAUUGUUUACUAUCCAGUCCGAUCCGGUCUUCGUCCGAAUUAUACGGUCCGGUUUUGGGUAAAACCAAAAAACCCGUACCAAAUAGCCUGCCCUACUAAAUACAACGAGUGAGAAUGUUAUAAAUCUUAGUGUCUCAU